This is a messenger RNA of Emiliania huxleyi CCMP1516, 438 nucleotides long. RefSeq lists its product as hypothetical. The coding region runs from base 1 to 438 and encodes 145 amino acids. NCBI's taxonomy places the organism in Eukaryota, Haptophyta, Isochrysidales, Noelaerhabdaceae. The record is from RefSeq and is a predicted model, not a curated record. The transcript has a single exon.
AUGCCGGCGAGCGACCUCGACCUCGACGACGACGACGAUUACGGUCCCUCUGGCAGCAACGCCGCCGCUCCUCCCAGCAACGGCGCCUCAGCACAGCCGAGUGGAGCCGUGCGUGUGCAAGGCACGCAGCGCAUCCCCGGCCCCGUGGGCGCCCUUCUGAGUGCGCCCACCGCGCUACCACACGGCGGCGCUCCGCCCGAGCAACUUCCACGGCGAGGCUUCCGCAAGACGGCCGCCCUCCUCCACCUCGAGUCUCUCUUUCCGCGCCCGACGCCACCGCCGUUCGUGGAACGCUGGCCGCCGCCAGACAGGCACGCGGUACCGGAGCUGUGGUCGCUGGCCGAGGUGCGCAGCGCCGCGUGCUCGCUCUCUUCGCUCAAGGGGGCCAAGCCGGUGGUGGUCCCCAACACGCUCCUCGUCCUGGUGAGCUCUCUCUGA